This is a messenger RNA of Trematosphaeria pertusa, 5820 nucleotides long. RefSeq lists its product as uncharacterized. Gene Ontology annotation, cellular component: nucleus. The record is from RefSeq and is a predicted model, not a curated record. Gene Ontology annotation, biological process: telomere maintenance. Bases 112 to 5460 code for a protein of 1782 amino acids. Lineage: Eukaryota; Fungi; Ascomycota; Dothideomycetes; Pleosporales; Trematosphaeriaceae. The transcript is spliced from 3 exons.
CUCGACCAUGCCCGCCCUUCUACGCUCCCAAUUCACGGCCACUCCAACCGCAAUGCGAGCGCCCAUUUCUUCCGUUGUUGCUUGUUUCCAGUAAUUGUUCCCAGCAUAGCCAUGGUGUUUUCCACGUCCAAGCUCCAGUCUCUUUCCAUCCGCCCGCCAACGCCUCCAAAAGAUCUCCAGGACAACGACCACGAAAUCCUCGACUUUCUAGACGACCCCUUCGGCACCAAGGCCCCCGUCGCGAAGGUCAUCGCGGCCAAAUCGCUCCUGAACACGCCUGAGCAGUCGCCGUCGUCGGGGAGCGACCUCUCCUCGAGCUCGACCAGGAGAAAGAAGCGGGUCAACUUCGAGCUGCAGAUAUGCACCAUACCCGAAGGCUCUCCCACCGAACAGCUUUGGACCCCUCGCCAUAGCUCGCCGCUUCGCCCGCUGCCUCAGACACGCGUCUCCAAGCCAUUGAAGUCGAUCCUCAAGCCCUGCGACGCAACAUCUACCCCACCUGCAGCUGACGGGGGCGCUGCUGCAUACCAGUUCAAGUCGUUCGCCGAAAUGCUCGAGUCUAUAGUGAAGCAGCUGGCUUCACCGGCCCGGUCUUCGAGGUUCGAUGCCUACCAUUCGUUGCAGCGGACCAUGCAAGCCUACGAGAAGAUACCAGACACGCAGGCCUUGGUGGACAAGAUGGGCCUCUUGAUGCAGUUCAUACGGCGGGAUAUGCAGGCUAUUGGGGUCAACGGUACAGGGCUGGACUCGCAGCUCAUCGGGCAGGCGCUGAAGUUCCUCAUGGCUCUCGUCCGCAUACCUGCGGUACGAUCGGCUAUGGACGACGACUUCUGCUCGUUCAUUGUCGACCGCACCAUCCAAGUCGCCGCAGAUGCCGAAAUGCCGAAGACCAUAGUGAACACGCACCUUGCCCUGCUCAUGCAGCAGAAUUUCCGACCCAAGACCAUGACCAUCGCGCGCGUGGAGAGGAUUCUAGAUGUGCUCGACGGCAUCCACGAGCGCGUCUCUGGCUAUUCCGUUCUCGCCUACCGUAUCCGGAUCUACAGGAAGUUCAUCCAGCAACGACCCGACAUAAUGACCAAGCACACAGAACGAUGGUUCAAGAACACUGCCAAAGCUCUGCUUGCAGGCCAGAAGGAUAUCAAUCAGAGCGCGCUGGACACGGCCCUCUCAGCAGCGAAAGCCAUUGGUACUGACCGACACGUGGUAAAAUCGGUUCUCUCCAUCCUGAAUCGUCAGAAGAGUGAUGGAGAGACCUUCGCGAACGUCAUGGCGAAAGAGCUUGAGAAGAUGCUAGGCUCCGAAAACCCAGUCAUAGUACCUCAGAUCUGGUCCGCUGUGACUUCCUUGCUGCUGGGCUCCUUGCAAGGCCAUAUGUUCAUUGCCAUGGGCGAUUGGCUCAAGGUUUUCGAGAAAUGCCUUUCUUCGCCCAACGAUCUCGUCAAACUCCACACCAACAUCGCCUUUGGGUUUCUUCUUUACACGGUAAACAUUUCAGAGGACACACCCGGCAACUGGUCCAAAAUGUUUGCGAGCAUACCUCUGCACCAACUGCAGCGGCGGGGUCCAUGGAAGAAAACUGAGCGGGAAGCUGCGACUUCGGGCUAUUUCACUCUGCUCUAUUACGCGUUUCGACCUCUUGCAUCUCAGAAGCAGCUCGACCGAUACUGGACCCAGUUUGUCGCCGACUUCUGGAAUCCUCUAGUGCAUUCGUCGUCUCUGACGCACGCAUUUGCGGCCUGCCGUGUCGUCUCUGCGCUUCUCCAGGGUUCUAGGAAGCCUUGGAACGAACAGCGAGCUCUUGAUCUCAGACCUCAUGCCAUGGUCCAGCGCGAAGAACUACCACUGCUGGAUCCAAAAUGGGUUCGAAAGUCAUUGUCACUGGUCCUCAAGUUUGUCGAAACACUCCUAGACGCUACUCCAUGGGCCCCAGAUGAGAUUAAGGACGAACCAGUGAAGACAAUGUGGUUGUCUCUCCUAAACUCCUUGAUCGAAGCAAGCAGCAAAGAAGUGAUGGCCUCAACCGAGUCGAAGGAUGCCAUGGCUCACAUUGUCAACCUGUUGCGCAGAGUGUGGGACCGACACGCAGCACAACUGGCACUUUCUCAGCAGACGGAAGACAAUUGGGCAGAUAAAUUCUGCUUCCUGCUAGAAACCGUUGUUCAAAAGCUGGGGGCGCUCCAUUUUGCAGACAAAUGUCUCAUGCGGAAUGGUGAGGAUGAAUUUGAAGUCGCCUCCACGCCCUCUCAUCGAUCCCGCCAACAAGGACCUCGGAUCUCCCCUCUCCUUUAUUUUGUCGAUCUACUUGUCAAUCAGUCCGAGGGAAAGCUUUCUGACUCCGUGCGACUGCGAGCUAUGAAGCUGCUCAUUGAACCUUGCUUGGAGUCUCAGAACACCCGCCUAAGCAGGCUCGAGCUGCUUCGGGACUGUUCUGCUGUUGUGGACCCCUCAUCAAGAGCCAUGGUCACUUUCAACUUCUGGGCCCAAAUCGCCAACCUAACGAAAGCGUGUAUUCAGGAGCAGCCAUCCGAUUCCAAUGAGCGCGUGUCGCGUCAGCUUGGAAGGGAAUAUGACGUGAUUGUUGAGAUCCUCUCCUCAGGCUCCUCCUACCUUCUGAACCGUCCUCGCGGCCAAGAAGUUUUGGUGUCCUUCGCAGAUACCGUACGACGCGAAGCCGGCGAGGGUGCACUCGUUCUCGCUGUGAUCGAGAAAGUCUCUGAGUGCGUCGUUAACCGGGCUCCCGAAGAGGACAAGGCUGCCUGUCUGCCCUUCGUAAGCAUACUACUCAGGAACCGACCUAAGAUCAUCGUCCGACGGACCAUUGAGCAAGGGCGACAGAAUCUGUGGCCAUCAUCACCCAACCCAGGGCGAAACCCGGACUUUGAUCCCUACAACCACCUCUACGCCGCUGUCGUAUCCGUCAGCGCAGCAGCUUAUCGGGAGUGUGGCGGAGAAGAUAUCGAUAAGGUCCGAGACUUACUGUCGGCGAUGGUAAACUCUAUUCACCAAUGUCCCAUUGCUCUGCUUGCUGUCUACUUGCGGAAGAUCCAGGAAGCGAUACGUCUUUGGGUUGAGGACCCAGAUCGGAAACUGCAGAAGAAGGACGAACAGAUCAAGGUCCUACACCUCCAGGUUGUCUCUCUGUGGAAGGAAGUGUGUGCUGCAAUUGAGAGACUACCUCGGAGGGAUAGCCAGAUCCUCCUGCAUCUGGAAUCCUUGAUCACCCCUGGCUUCCUGAGCCGGCGACGCGGUAUAGUUAACAUGUCCGUUGCCACUUGGAACGCGACUUUUGGCAAGGAAGAAACUCUGUCAUAUCCGGCGCGGCUUGAAGAAAUCCUGAGGCGACUUCGAAACACGGUCGAGCUAUCGCUUCCCUCCUUGGAGGUUCGGGAUGAGGGCGCUACUACUGAACCUUCCUUCUACGACUCGGACGAUAGUGCGGUGGUCUCUGGUCACCAUCUGCAAAGUCCACGUGUGAAGGAAUCACCCUUCAAGAUUGUCAAGUCCACUCGCAAAUCUCGCUCUCCAGCGCUCUCAAGCACAAGUAGCAGAAGGAUAGCGCCUCGCCCAACCCCUAAGGUCCGCCUUCGACACGACAACUCACAGAUACAGUUUGAACCAAUUGUCUCCUCGCCAACUGAUCCCUUCAACCAAGAGUCUCAGAUCUUAACCGAACGACAGAAGGAGAUGAUUGAACGGCAAGGGAUAACCAGGAGCCUCUUCGCAAACAUGGGCUCUACUUCUUCGCCUUCGCGUCCAGAAGCAGCUAUGUCCAUGCCGUCUCCUCUGGAACUGCACUCAGAUCCUCUGAGCGUCGAUGACUUGCCGACCGAGAAGUCCCGAACUCCUCUGAAGACCUUACCCUCUUUGGGUCCCAUGGACGUCUUCCUCGGAUCUUCACCAACGCCCCAGGCGCGCAAUCGCAGCCAGCAGGUUGUUAGCGAUGGCACCAGCGUGGCUACACCAACCGCCAUGCGUACGGUCCGACUCCAACCCCAUGCGGAAGAGCUUGGUUCUUCGCCACCUAGGUUUCAAAGAGACCCGGAUGCCCAGGCCGCGGCUACCAAGAGCAACGAUACUACUGAGAACAUCGUGAGCGACAGUUUUGAAUACAGACAGCCCGAGAGAUCUUAUUCUAUCUCGUUUGAUGAUGGAACUACUGCCAACGAACAUGUAUUGUCUAGCGUCCUUGGCGCCGAUACACCGGGCAAGGAAGCCGUCCAGGACGUGUUCACAUCCGAGGCCGACGCGUCCGAGAUGCCAAGCUCAACGAUUGACUUGCAGCUCACGGCUCAAAUUGAUGCGGACAUCCAGGCUCAGAUGAAAGCUGUCGCCAACAGACAGUCCGAGGAUGCAGUCGGAGAAUCUGAAAGCGUCUUUGUUGAUGCAGCUUCUCAUCAGCUGCCAGAAAAGACUGUUGAAUUUCAUGCUAGAAGUGACACGGAAGUCGAUGAUACACAACCUCUCCUGCCGGCCCCUGUUGAGAAGCAACCUUUGGCAUCCGGAACCAGCAGCACAAGUCGAGUGGGCGACUCUUUCUCAAGCCAAGUGGCCGAGACUGAGACCUCACAAAUCCAACAGCUUCGCCGCUCCGCCCGACACUCGGCAACUUCUAGCCUCUCCCGGCCGGCCAGCGUAAAGAAACGUCGAGGUUCUACGGGUCGUGGCCUAGGCAGGCCCAAGAAGAUCAAGGCAGAAGAUGCCGAAGAAGAGCCUGUGCGAUCACUAUCACAGUCUAUUCCAGACGCCGAUGGUAUGUUUGACAACAUUGUCGUCGCAUCACCGGCGGCCAGCCAGGCUCCCACAAGGAAGACUAGGAGCAGCUCGCAAGCCCGGAUUGACAGUGACGUCGUUGUUCCGGAAACGACUCGGAAGCGAGGUGUCCGCCGUUCAGCCUCACUUCUGAGCCAUGUCGAAACUCAUUCACAAGAUGUCGUAGUCGACGAUACACCAGCACUCAAGAGGGCCCGACGAAGCAACAACCAAGACGUCAGCGAAGCGAAGACGUCGCCGCCCAAGGAAUCUCGAGCUGCACAGGUCAAGCGCCUCAAGCACGUCCGAGUUACGCCGAAGCGUUCCUUCGAAGCCUCGUCAUCCGUUCGUGCCUCCUCGGCUGCAGCCGGGGAGAAACGAAACGCAGGUCAGCAGGCAGCUGGCGAGCCCGUGCCUCCCGUGGGCGAGCAGAAUGCAAAUGUUGCACAGCAGCCGGUGGCAGCCGCUCGUGAAACGGAACAUUCGCAGCAGGCAUCUGCCGUGAGCACGCCGAGCCGUUCCUUCACUGAGCGCGUCAUUCUCACACCGCGGAGCAUUAUCAAUCAGCUCAAGCACCUAAAGGAUGCCUUGUUUAGGAGCUCGCAGCUAGUGCUAGGCAGGCAGGAGGAAAGGGAGAUCGACGACGCGCUGUUCGACAUCAGGCGCGAAGUGCACGCCGCAGGACGCCGCGGAGAGCACGAUCAGUAAGCUAGUGGUAUUGCUCAAUGUAUUGAAGACUGGAGGGACUUGGAUUACAAAAUGCGGUGGAUCGUGAUACCGUUGGUUAUCUCAAGUUUGCAUCAUCCGAUUCCCGUGCAUACUGAAUUGGUGAGCUAGGCGUAGUGUAGCGAUAUGCUAUCACGGAAAGGACCAGCCGCAGCCAUCUCUAGAAGGAAGCAUCUUUUCCGAUACUCGGCCUGCUUUGAUGUUUGUCUGCCACCAGUUGCAAUUAGCCAUGGUGGAUACGAAUGCGGCUUGAUAUGUGAGAUAUCUGAGUUCUAUUUGCGGCUCCGAUCCAAUGGCCUUGCAUCGGACCGCUUAGGCGAAUGCAAGCCAGGGCUUCACCCG